AUGCGAACUCUGGGCACGGGAUCGUUUGGCCGUGUGCUGAUGUGCAAGAAGAAGGAGACUGGACAGUUCUGUGCAAUGAAGAUUAUCCGCAAGGAGAUCGUCAUCAAACUGAAACAGGUGGAACAUACAGCUAACGAGAAGAAUAUCUUGGCGUGCAUCGACUGCCCGUUCAUAGUCCAGAUGAUCGAAUUCUUCUCGGACAAGAAAUCCCUAUACUUUGUCCUCGAGUUCAUCAACGGAGGCGAGAUGUUUACGCACAUUCACCGCAACCGAUAUUUCACAUCCGACGUGGCCCGGUUCUUUGCCGCAGAAACUGUCCUAGCCUUUGAAUACCUACAUAACCUAGACAUUGUCUACCGUGACCUGAAGCCCGAGAAUCUGCUGAUCGACAGCCGUGGCCACCUCCGUAUCACGGACUUUGGUUUCGCAAAGCGCGUGGCGGAUCGUACAUGGACACUCUGUGGAACCCCCGAGUACUUGGCGCCGGAGAUUAUUCUGUCCAAGGGUUACGCCCACGCGGUCGACUGGUGGGCGCUAGGUACUUUAAUAGGGAGAUGA
This is a messenger RNA of Sphaeroforma arctica JP610, 558 nucleotides long. Its product is annotated as AGC/PKA protein kinase. Gene Ontology annotation, cellular component: nucleus; cAMP-dependent protein kinase complex. Gene Ontology annotation, molecular function: cAMP-dependent protein kinase activity; ATP binding. The transcript is spliced from 4 exons. Gene Ontology annotation, biological process: peptidyl-serine phosphorylation. The coding region runs from base 1 to 558 and encodes 185 amino acids. Lineage: Eukaryota; Ichthyosporea; Ichthyophonida. The record is from RefSeq and is a predicted model, not a curated record.